AUGGCCGCGGAUGACGACCUCGACCGGUUCGACGACUCGGACUCCGAGAGAUUCGUGGACGCCGACGCGGACGACGCCGCGCCGAAGGGCGGCGGCGCGUCGACGUCCGCGCGCGUCUCCGCCGCCGUCGCGUCGUCGAAUCCGAGACCGAACGCGCGCGAUCGCCCGUCGUCGAGAGCGGCGCGGAAGCGCGCGAAGAAGCUCGCCGCGAAGGCGGCGAGGACGGCGCGACGCGAGGAAGAGAAGACGCGAUUUCCCGCCGCGGCGGACGGAGACGACGGCGGCGGCGGCGACGGCGGCGGCGACGCGUCGUCGUCCGGGGAAGAGGAGGAGGAGGAGGAGGAGGAGGACGCGUCGCGACGGCGGCCGCGCUCGUCGUCCGCGGAGAUCCCGCCGGUCCCGGAUAAGAAGGUUCACCACGGCACGCUGCGCGUGGAGGGCGUCGUCGUCGACAACAAGCUCGUCCUCGUGGACGGGAGAACGCGCGCGGUGUACUCGUCCACGAGGCGCGCGAAGGACGGGUCGCACCUGCGCGUCGGGACGUUCGAUCCCGCGACGGGAGCGGUGAUUCGAUGGAGCAAGAAGGAAAUCGCGGCGCAUCACGCACCCAAGCCGGCGGACGACGACGACGACGAAAAAGAAGAAGAAGAAGAAGAAGAAGAAGAGAACGUCGUCGAGGGCAGGAUGGAGAGACCGCCGACGUCGGUGACGCACGCCUUCGACGCGGACGGGGACGACCACUGCGAGACGUCCCCGGAGGCGCACGCGAACGUGGUAAACUUUCUGAACGACGUCGCGUCGCGGCUGGGGAAGAAGCCGAGCGAGCUGAUCAUCUACGACCCGUACUACUGCGCCGGCGGCACGGAGCGGUCGUUCAACGCGCUGGGGUUUCGAAACGUCAUCAACCGGAACGAAGACUUUUACGCCGUCGCGAAAAGGAACGAAGUGCCCGAACACGACGUCCUCGUGACCAACCCGCCGUACAGCGCCGAUCACGUGGAAAAAUGCCUCACCUUCGCGGCGGCGAACCUCGCGGAGCACGGACGGCCGUACUUCCUGCUGUUGCCGUCGUACGUGAUUCACAAGCCGUACUACGUCGACGCGCUGUUGACCGGCGGCGCCGCGGGGAGGCGGGCGAAGGAGGCGAGAGAGAAGAGAGAACGAGGGAGGGCAGAAGAAAAAGAAGAAGACGUCGAGGAGGAGGAGGAGGAGGAGGAGGACGAGGAGGAGGACGAAGAAGAAAUGGUGGACGACGACGACGACGACGACGACGACGACCAGAUGGUGUUCAAGCGCGCUUCCGACGCGACCGGCGAGCGGAUCCCCCUCGCGAAGAAGAAGUCGAACGCGUCGUCGUCGUCGUCGUCGUCGCGUCGGCAGACGUUGCCCUUCUACGUCGCCCCCGCGAAGCGGUACUACUACUGGACCCCGAAAGCGCUUCUCGCCGCGCGCCGCGCCGCGUCCGCGCGCGACGACGGCGAGAGCGCGUCCGCGCGCAGAAAGAAGAAACACGUCGGGCGACUGGGCGAGCGCACGUCGCCGUUCCCGUCGAUCUGGUGCUGCUGCCUCGGGGAGUUUCAGACGGACGCGUUGCGACGGCAUCGGAAACUCCCUCGCGCGUUUGUCGACGGGUACACCGUGUCGACGCACCCGAACGACCUCCCCGCGCACGUCCUCGACGAGUGGGAUCCGCGGAGGCUGGCCGCGGUGGAGCGAGAGAGAGCGCGGGGGGCGCGGAGGAGGGACGGGGACGACGGGGAUCACGGGGACGACGGGGCCCGCGGGGACGACCGCGGGAAAAGAGGGGGGAAGAUCAAAAAGUUGAGACGCUUCGCCGGAUUCAGGACUUUGCCCGGCGCAUCUCUACGCCCACCCCUCGCUUUCAACGCCCGCCCUCGGCGCCUUUCAACUCCACCUGACGCCUAUGAACUCCACCCCGACGUUCGCUUGUAUGGAACGACCCUCAGCGGCGGCAACUGCGGGCAGAACAUGCCGGCGAAGGACAAGAAGCGAUACGCGGAGUUCACGAACGACAAGAGCGGUGAGGCGGCGACCGGUAACUGGGAGAACGGCAAGGGCGGCGGCGACGGCGGGAUGUUCUCGCGGCCGAGGAAGAAGGCCAAGUACUGACGACGACGCGAGCGCGACUUCUUUCAUACGAAGGUACCCUGUACUCGUAGCUUAUUAUAAGAAUACUCGUGUUCACGAG
Messenger RNA from Micromonas pusilla CCMP1545, 2209 nucleotides. RefSeq lists its product as uncharacterized. The record is from RefSeq and is a predicted model, not a curated record. Bases 1 to 2130 code for a protein of 709 amino acids. NCBI's taxonomy places the organism in Eukaryota, Viridiplantae, Chlorophyta, Mamiellophyceae, Mamiellales, Mamiellaceae. Gene Ontology annotation, molecular function: nucleic acid binding; methyltransferase activity. Gene Ontology annotation, biological process: methylation. The transcript is spliced from 4 exons.